CAUUAUAUAUAUGAUGCCAUUUUUAACCAAAUUGUAAAUGAAGCAAUCUACAGGUAUCCAAAGUUCUCCAGGGUUUUAACUCAAAUUCAGCUUCAUUUCACUUUACCUAUGAUUUCCUAACCAUGAAUCAUACUGAGAGGUUAGUUACUAGUUAUUGAAAAACAGUGUUACAUGCCAUUAUUCAACACAACAAACAACAAGAUGACCACUUUCCUCUGUUUCUUACUCUUCCUCUUGAUGACAACCUUAUCAGAGUCCCAACCAGACCGUUUCUUGAGACCUAAAACCCUUAGUGGCGGUUCUAACCAAGAAUACUUCGAGGUGAAUUACCCUCCAAAUUCGCACGAACCCACACCUUCAUGCUCCCACCGAAUCAUCCACCACGCUUUCGCCAACACCAUCAAUUCUCCACCGUACACCACCACCUACGCGCCUCCACCGCGGUGUCCGGCGCCGUGGUCCCGCGUGGUCCUCCACUUCCACGUGCGGUGUAAGGGGGAGCAGUACGACCGCAUCGCCGCCAUCUGGCUCGCCGGCGCCGAGCUUCUCCGCACCAGCACCGCCGAGCCCAGCCCUGCCGGCAUCUUCUGGAACGUCCGCAAGGACGUCACGAAAUACUCCUCCCUCCUCGCCAAGCCCAACCAGGACCUCACCAUGAUGCUCGAAAACAUCGUCAAUAAUGAAUUCACCGGCGUCUACCACGUUACCGUCACUCUCCUCUUCUACAACGAGUACGCCGUUAGGGUUCCGUUUGUCCCCUGCCCCGAAGAACUCAAUAAUUUUGAUCCAAUUCAAUCAAGAUCAAGAUCGAGAUCAAGAUCGCGAUCUCUUGUUCAGGAACCGGGUUCCAGAGGCGUUAAUGAAUCGCCGGCGGAUUUGAUUAUUCCGAUCUCCGACGACGGACGGCGAGGGUUCUGGUUCAAAUUGGAGGAAGAAAAAGGUUCUUGUUCAAAGACAAUUCGAAUUCCGCGGAACACUUACCGCGCGGUGCUUGAGUUAUACGUUUCUUUCCACGGAAACGACGAGUUUUGGUACUCGAACCCGCCGAAUUCGUACAUAAAGGCGAACGGAUUAGAAACGGAGCGUGGAAACGGCGCGUACAGGGAAGUGUACGUGACAAUCGACGGCCAGGUUGUUGGAUGGGAGAUUCCGUUUCCGGUGAUAUUCACCGGCGGAAUAAACCCUCUGUUCUGGGAACCGAUGGUGGCGAUUGGGGCCUUUGACCUUCCCUCAUACGACAUCGAUUUGACGCCGUUUUUGGGGAAGGUUUUGGAUGGAAAAGAGCACGUGUUCGGAAUAGGGGUUGUGAAGGGAAUCUCUUAUUGGUUAUUGAACGCCAAUUUGCAUCUUUGGUUGGAUCAUGAAUCCACGGUGGUUCAUGCAAACCCUGUGGUUCAUCACAGUCCUGAAACUUCAAUUGAACGGCAGGAGGAGUUUAAAGGGCUUGAUGGGGCGUUUGGUGUGGACGCAGAGAAGGAAACGCAGAUCACAGGGUGGGUUAUGACCAGUGCCGGCAACAUCACCACCACGGUUUCUCAAGGUUUCUCUUUUAAGAACUCCAUGAAGUUCCAACACAACGGGAGUAUCAAGACCGUUAAGCAGAAGUUCAAGGCCAAGAAAAAAGUUAAGGUGAUCGAUGGAAAAGGCGAAUCGAUUACUAGGUUGAAGGUUAGGAGGAGGUACCCUUUGAGGGUGGUCACAAACACUAAGCUGUUUCAGGAUGGGUCUUAUAGGCUUGUCACUGAUCUUUCUCACACUCUUAAGGAGAAGCAUGUGAGUGGGUGCUUCGUGAAAUCGAUUAAUAACGAGCAGAACUCAAAAGGGUGGAUCGAUGUGAAGGGUCACUCUGUUGUGUCGGGUCAAGCAAGCACCUCGCAGAAUUACAGUUACUUUGAUAGGUUCACUUGCUACUCACGCAAUGUUGCUGCGACUAAUGGCAGGAUUGUUGCGGACAAUUCAACUUUUGUCUGUGAAUUGUGAAAAUUCUUUGUAGUUUCUUUUUUUUUCGUACAUCUAUUUUAUUAUGUAGUUUCCUGCAUAGGGUUUUGGUUUUAUUUUUUUCUAGGGGGAAGAAUGUGUAGUAAAUUAUGUAGUAUGAUAGUAUCUUUUGAAUCUGCAUAGUGUAUGUAUUGUUUCCAUUCGUGCCACUGUGCCUGGAUCUAGACACCGAAGGAAAACACAAGUUACUGAACCUACCUACGGUUAGUAAACAAGGAUCAUAUCACAAUUAAUUGUAUAACUCCUAGCAGAGUAGGGCUUGCAGACGAGCAAUUUAAGCUUCAAGAGUGAUGCUGUUCUUGGCCUCAAGGCCAUCCGUGCAAGUCCAUAACAAAAGCCUAAGGAUUGUUUGGCUUAAGAAAUCUAUUUUUAUUUUUACUUUUUUCAAAAA
Molecule: messenger RNA, 2389 nt
Organism: Glycine soja
Lineage: Eukaryota; Viridiplantae; Streptophyta; Magnoliopsida; Fabales; Fabaceae
Product: peptide-N4-(N-acetyl-beta-glucosaminyl)asparagine amidase A-like
Exons: 1
Coding region: 172-1980 (602 amino acids)
Cellular component (GO): vacuole
Source: RefSeq, a predicted model, not a curated record